Mus musculus (house mouse) is the source of this 8582-nucleotide messenger RNA. It is a transcript of the gene Shisa6, whose product is annotated as shisa family member 6. The record is from RefSeq and is a predicted model, not a curated record. Gene Ontology annotation, cellular component: postsynaptic density membrane. Lineage: Eukaryota; Metazoa; Chordata; Mammalia; Rodentia; Muridae. Bases 1162 to 2835 code for a protein of 557 amino acids. The transcript is spliced from 7 exons.
UUUAUUUAUUUCUUUUUAUUUAUUUUUUAACUCUCGUCUCAAUGCUAGAAAAAAAGUUGGAGAAAGAGGGAAUUCGAGGUGUCACCCAGAGCUGGAGCUAUCUCACUCCUGCACGAGCGAUGGAGGAGAAAGGAGCCUAAGUUCAUCACACUAGGUGGCCCAACAGCCACUUGACCCCUGGCCUCAGUGUAGGAACCUGUAGCAAUGGGCUUGACCUCUUAUCUUGGCUGUGAACAUCACCACUAGGGAGAGGCAGAGGCUUGCAGAAACCCCAACUUGCUUUCUGGUAGCGCAAAGACCAGGCUGAAGUAAAGCGGGGGAGUGAGGGAGGGUUAGAAAUACUUGACCAGAGGGCUAGAAGGGCAAUGUCAGAGUAGGUUUAACCCUGCCGCUGGCCGGCUCCAGAGGGCUCACUCUGGCCUUGCUCCGGGGUGAAGGUAGUGGGGGUGAGCUCCCUCUUUGCCAUCUUAGUCGCUUAACUGGUGUCCCGGCGUUGGUGACGCGAAGCUUCGAGGCGGGGGGUGGGGAGGAGGGAGAGGAAGAGGCAAAGAGAAGUCCUGCCGUCCCCCAACCGGGCGCCCAGGCGUGGAAACGUGGGCGGCGGCGAGCGGCUGGCCUCCCUCCCCGCCCUCCCCGCGCGGCGCUCCCGCGUGUGCGGCUGUGUGAGUGCGUGUGUCUCCCUCUCUCCUAUCGCACACGCUCCGGCACUAGUGCAGGCGGUUCCCGGCUCCGCUCACUCGCUCCGGUCGCUGCGCUCCCGCCUAGCCGCCGCCGCCGCUGCAGUCGCAGCCCGGCAUGGACCUGCCCGGACGGGACCACGCCGCCGCUGCCGCCGCCUCCGGGAGCCGCGCUUCGGGGCCGGCCUGAGCCGAGUCGCGCGGAGCCGCCGCUGCCGCGGGCGGGGGAUGGGGCUGCCCGCUAGGCGCGCGGAGCCCGCAGGGGGAGCGCGGAGCCGGCGCGCAGCCUGAGAGCCCCGCGCAGCCCGCGCCCCGCCGCUCCGUGCGCUCCCGCCGCCGCCCGCGCCUCGAUGGCGCCAUCUCCCCGCCGCUGACCGGUCCGUCUCGCCUUUCCAGCCCGCCCGGCCGCCCUCGGAGCCCGGCCAGCCGCCGGGGCAGCGGCCUGCAGCCCGCGUCCGCCCGCGCCCUCCCGCCCGGCCCCGCCAUGGCGCUGCGCCGCCUCCUGCUGCCGCCUCUGCUGCUGUCGCUGCUGCUGUCGCUCGCGUCCCUGCACCUGCCGCCCGGCGCAGACGCCGCCCGCGGCCGCUCCGGGAACCGGACCCUGAACGCGGGAGCCGUCGGAGGUCGGCGUGCUGGGGGCGCCCUGGCCCGAGGCGGCCGCGAACUAAACAGCACCGCCCGAGCGUCCGGCGUCCCGGAGGCGGGCAGCCGGCGGGGACAGUCCGCAGCAGCGGCAGCGGCGGCGGCGGCGGCGGCCAGCGCGACUGUUACUUACGAGACGUGCUGGGGCUACUACGACGUGAGCGGCCAGUACGACAAGGAGUUCGAGUGCAACAACAGCGAGAGCGGCUACCUGUACUGCUGCGGCACCUGCUACUAUCGCUUCUGCUGCAAGAAGCGCCACGAGAAGCUGGACCAGCGCCAGUGCACCAACUACCAAAGCCCCGUAUGGGUGCAGACGCCCAGCACCAAGGUAGUGUCGCCGGGGCCCGAGAACAAGUACGACCCGGAGAAGGACAAGACCAACUUCACCGUCUACAUCACUUGCGGGGUGAUCGCCUUCGUCAUCGUGGCGGGCGUCUUCGCCAAGGUCUCCUAUGACAAGGCCCACCGCCCUCCGCGAGAGAUGAACAUCCACAGGGCUCUGGCUGACAUUCUAAGACAACAGGGACCAAUCCCCAUAGCACACUGUGAAAGAGAAACCAUCUCGGCCAUCGAUACCUCUCCCAAAGAGAACACGCCGGUCCGAUCAACCUCCAAAAACCACUACACCCCUGUGCGCACAGCCAAGCAGACUCCAGGGCAUUAUGGGAAGGAUGCUUACCGAAGUGGAGGACCAGAUCUCCAUAACUUCAUCUCAUCUGGAUUUGUCACAUUAGGAAGAGGACACACGAAGGGUGAUCGUCAGUAUAAUCAUCCGAUCUUAAGCAGCGCUACCCAGACCCCUACACAUGAGAAGCCACGGAUGAAUAACAUUCUGACGUCGGCCACGGAACCCUAUGACCUCUCCUUCUCACGCUCUUACCAGAACUUAGCCCACUUGCCUCCAUCAUAUGAAUCUGCAGUGAAAACCAAUCCAAGCAAGUACUCGUCUCUGAAGAGGCUAACGGACAAGGAAGCUGAUGAGUAUUACAUGAGAAGGAGGCACCUGCCAGACCUUGCAGCCCGUGGUACCCUCCCCCUCAAUGUCAUCCAGAUGUCUCAACAGAAGCCACUUCCUCGAGAACGGCCACGCAGGCCCAUCAGGGCCAUGUCCCAGGACAGGGUCUUGUCUCCACGUCGGGGAUUGCCAGAUGAAUUCGGCAUGCCCUAUGACCGCAUCUUGUCUGAUGAACAGCUGCUCUCCACAGAGCGCCUGCACUCCCAGGACCCGUUGCUGUCCCCAGAGAGGACAGCCUUCCCGGAGCAGUCGCUGUCGCGGGCCAUCUCGCAUACGGACGUCUUUGUGUCCACGCCAGUGCUGGACCGCUACCGCAUGACCAAGAUGCACUCCCAUCCCAGUGCCUCCAAUAACUCCUAUGCCACCCUGGGCCAGAGCCAGACAGCAGCCAAGCGCCACGCCUUUGCCUCUCGCAGACACAACACGGUGGAGCAGUUACACUAUAUCCCAGGCCAUCACACCUGCUACACAGCCAGCAAGACUGAAGUGACCGUGUGACCAACAAUGUGGCCAGGGCUGCUUGGCAGAGUCAGGGCAGGACAGAGCAGAGUAGGGCAGGGGCGAGGAGCAUCCCGCCUUGCUCUCCUCCCCUCCCUGGAUCCCCCCAUUAAAGCUGGAGGUGGGCUGCCUUUGUCCAGAAAGCCAUACCCCCAGGGAGAUGGCACCAAAUGCCUGGUCCAACAAGCACGGACCUAGGCUCUUUAAAGCUCUUUCUCUCCCAGUAGACUUCCCCUGUAGAUGAGAAGUGUAGUGAGGUUCAAGUCUUUCGAACACCUACACCACUCCCUCAGUCCCUGCCCCGCCCCUUCCUGGGGACUCAGCUGCGGGUUCUGCCAACCAGUGGACCCUCUCCUGAAGGUAAUCGGAAGCUGCCUGAGUUUGAACAGCUAGCUGGCUAGAGGGUGCAGUCAGUGGGCUGACCGAAUAGGCUACUCGGUCUUCUUCCUUUAUCUACAACUGCAUCGCAGAUAAUCUCUUAGUGCCUAAAAACUGCCUGCUCGCUCUCAGCCAGAGAGCUGCUGUGUCCAUAAGCACAAUAUGAUUCUCUUCCGCCUGCUGGAACUCUGGUCUCUACCGAGUGGCCCUUCCCUCGCUGAGCCCUGCAGCCCAACAACGGGGAGGGGUCCCUUCCUGCAGCUGCUUGGUUGCCCCUGCCUCUGCUGUGGGGACUCUGUUCUCCCAGCAUUCACUGUUUCUCCUCAAAGCUCUCUGGGGUUUAAGCUCUUGCCCCCAAGAGGGGGCAUUAGCCCUUGCCCUCCAGAGAGGAGUAGCGACAGGUUGCCAGGACUUUAGAGGUGCCUCGGCAACCGCCUGAUUGUCUCCUUACUUCCUCCAGGCCUCAGGUCUGAACUAGGACCUCCUCUCAGGCCUGCCUUCUUCACCUGAGCUCUGCUCCCAGGAGGCACCUGCGGUGGGCAGAGAGCUAGGGUCGGGAGGACCACUGUGAUGCCCAGGGUCUCAGGGGCUCACCAUUUCCAUUUUCUAGGGCUCUGCCUGUCCCCCCAUCCAUGAGCCUCAGGCAGAAGUUUCCAGACACAGACAGAAGAAGCUUAGCCCUCAAAAAAGCAGGAACCCUCUGAGGUGGUCAUGCUAGACCCUUCCCAGUCCUUUCCAUCAUCUUUGCCCACACCACCACCCCUUUUCUGUUUAGAACCCUUUCUUUCUCCCUCUGUUCUCUCCCAGACCUAUCUCCCACCUUGCUGUCUGCAGCUCCAUUACUUUUCUCAGUCAGUGGAUCCAAGGGACCAAGAUCCAUUGGCAGAUGCAAAUAAAUAAUGGUGUCCCAGGAUGUUGCUCUGGGGACUGUUUUGAGCUUUCUUCCUUGCAGGAAUGCUUGGGCAUAUGGCAGAGGCAUCUUCAGCUCUGUGAAAGACCCCAUUGCCAGCCCAGCUCAGCCCCAUCUUUGCCUCCAACCUGAAGGGGGACAAGAUGUAACCAGCUACUGAUCCAAGAUCAGAAGGAAGAAGACAAUGAGACAAAACACACACACACACACACACACACACACACACACACACACUUCUGAGGGCCAGAGCACCUCUCUGGGACUGGGGAGAAUCAGUCCAGAAUGUCUUGUGGAGAGAUAAAACCAUCACUUACCAGACUCCAGCAGCAAUGCCCUUACAUCAGAUUUUAUACCCCUGCCCCCAGUUCUGCAUGGAUAACCCUUAAAAGUGAGAUGGUGAGAAGCUUGCAUUCACUCUGGUCAUCUUUAAUCCAGCCAAGUCUAGAGAGCCACAGAGAAGCCAGAGGACUGCUUUCCCUUCCUACUUUCAAGAGCUGUAGGUUCUCCUGAGCCCCUUCCCAGAAUCCCCCCCCUCCAUGAGCAGCUAUGUUCUGCAUAACCCAGAAGGAUUGAAACUGGGGUUUCUAAAGGUAGUCCUUAGCCUCCCCACUGAGGGGGUGUCCCUGGCACUAUGUGGCCAUUCUGCUUUGCUCCCUGCAAAUACAAACCUUCUUAAGGGCUGGUCCCCAUUGGGUCUAUGAGCAUUUGUUGCAGAAGGUAAGGCUCACAGGAAGAGAGGAACUCAAUCCAAAUAGAGAAUGGCUCACUUUCAGAAGCAAAGGCGUGUCUGACAGCUGGCCCCCAGCCCAGCACCUUGUAACUCUCCUUAACCCUUAGCCAGUCUCUUUGAAGGCCAUGUGCUGGUGCAAAGGGGGAAGGGCAAGACUGUGGUGGGCAAGAAUCCCCUCCCAUGUGUUUGUACAUCCCAUGGAAAAUCUUUCAGACACCAAGUUUUGCAGCCUUUGGGGAGCAAGACCUUAUCCCAGGCUCUUCCCCCAGCCUUGGCUCUCACAAUGUGUCUGUCUGUCUAGCUUCUUGUCUGUCUGUCUGUCUGUCUGUCUGUCUGUCUCAGGGGCUGUUUGAUAAGUUGUUUUCCAAACUAUUUCUCAUCCCUGCCUUAUCACCAUCUGGUAUAAAGUACCUGGCAUCAGUUACAUCAGAAAAUUCUAAUGUAAUGCUUGCUUCUCCUGAAGGCUUUUCUUGUGCUUCAUCCUUGGAAGGAAAACAAUAACAAAUAUAACUCUACAAACUAUGUUAAUCCAGUCCCCCCUCCAAACUCCAGAAAACUGUGUCUUAACUGGGACAUGGAAAAAACAGUAACCAACCCCCAUCUUCAGUUUUGCAUGACUCCAUUUCAAUUACCUGUAGACAACCAUGAUCCAGAAAUAUUUAUAUUUGUCUUAACUCUUUUGAGAGAGUCCACAAUUACAUAGCUUUUAUUACAGUAUAUUCUUAUAACUUGCCCUACUUUAUUAUUGUCAAUCUCUUUCUGUGCCUAAUUUUCAAAUUAAACUUUAUUGUAUGUAUACGAAGAAAAACACAAUACCUAUAUAGAGAGUGUGGGACUAUGUGUGGUUUCGAGCACCCAAUGGGAUUGUUGGAGCUUAUCCCUCAGUGAUAAGGGAAAACCACUAGAUCCCCUCAACUCAUCUGUCACUCCAGAACCAGCUAGCUCUGUUGCUAUAUGAAGUCACUUGAGAGUGUCUGGGGCUGGAACCCUGGUCACUGCUUCUAACCCAAGCAGGCUGGUAUCCUCUGUCACAUAGGAGGGGCACGGACCCCUUGUGAUAAACACUCAUAUCCCAAGGAAACCCAAGACUUCCUUCUGCAUGUCUUCACUGCCCUGGACUUAGGUAUGUAUAGGUCUCACUUACCCCAAGUAUUCUUCCUGAAGAUCUCUUACCACACCCAUCCAUCACCACUCCUUUCUUACCCCCUCCAGUGAACUCUUGGCUGCAUAUAUUCAUGAGCCACAAAAGCUUGCCAAUAAUUCCUUAACCUCCUAAGUGGACUUUGACCGUUAGAAUUCCCCAGUGUCUUAGGCAAUGUGUUUCCCUUGAGAAGGUCCAGUCCUUACCUUACUGAAAUCUCUCCCCUUCUUUAUAUUCUUAUUUCUGUCUUAACCUCCUAUGCCAGUUUCCUCUUGCCUUCCUCUCAUUUCUUUCUUCAAUCAUCCAGCUUCCUCCAGCCCUGAUUCCUUUUACCUGGGCCUGCUUAAAUCUCUAGUUUUAAGAAUUAGAGUUCUUGGUGUAAACUGUGAAGACUCUGGCAUUCUGUGUUCAAGUCCUCUGUUUGCUUCAUUGGUUUGUUAUACUUCCUCACAUGGGAAAUGAUGUCCCAAGGUGUGAGAUCAUUGGGCUCCCCACAUCCCUAUGAUCUCUAAAAGGGAAGGGAGAGAGCUGCCUGAUUAGAGGUGUCAUGGCCAAAAGAUCAGCUUUGGCUCCUGAGACUACCCGACUCAAGAAGCUCUUGACUAAGACUGCUACUAGCCCAGAGUCUUCUGCUCUGGCCAAAGAUUCAUCCCCUUUGAUGCUUGUAGCUCUUGCUUAUACUUCAACUCUUGCUCUCGUAGAUAUCAGAGCUUUCCCUUCAUCCCAAAGACUUGAGGACCUUGUAAGUCUUCAAUUAUGAGGAGCUGUCAUCCCAACAUCGCUGCCACCAAACUCAACCCAUGGCCUUUGGAGAGUUCUUGACUGCCACCUGCUUCAUCAUUCAUUCCUUCCACAGAUGUCUGUGGACUGAACCCAAGGUCAUAGUUUGAAAGGGCUGCCUAUCACUUGAACCCUAGAAGGCACCUGCUCUGAGAGGAGCAGGCACAUUGGCCACAUUGGCCACUCUGCCAUCCUCUCUGAAUCUGGGAGGAUUUCCGAAUAGUUUCAAGAGGCUUGCUAUGCUUUAACAAAGUAUUUUCAGGGCUUAAGUGUUAUUUUUUAUAAGCAGUGCAUUUUAAUGGUAGGUUAAACAUGAAAGACAAGUCCUUCUGGUCCCUCUCUUUGUUUUUGGAAGAUGGCAUAUCAAAGAGAGAGAGAAAAAAAAAAGGACCGAGGCUCUAGAACCUUGGCUUCUAGUUCUGGCAUUUGUCUCCAUCUUGCCAUGUGACUAUGGGCAAGUCACAUUCCAGUGCCUCAGUUUCCUCACUUAUAAAAUGAGAGGCUUUGGAUAAAUGAGCCCCCAAAGUUUCAUCCAGCUCUUAUGCUCUAGGGUUUUCAGUCUCCACGCUCCCUUCUCUAAUUCAUCCCCAUUUCAACUGAGCUGUGCCCAUCGUACUCUGCCCGCCCUGUGGCAACAUCACUAGACUCCUCGCCAGAUUUUGGAUGGAACCAAUGGGUUUGGCAUUGUAGCUGAAAGUUAAAACCUGACCGCUCAACGGGUCACCAAUCACGUGUCUCAAAAGCUUCUCAUAUAAACAUACAUAAAAUACCUGGGUGUCUGUCGCUGUGAAAUUCUGAGUUUGGAGUUUUCAUUUUUGAUGUUGUCCUUAUAGCUGGAGGGAGGUAACUCUGCUUUCAAUGAGGGGACAGGCUGAAAGAUGGCCCAGAAGUCUGACCAUGACAUUUGGGCAUGGAAUUUGUAUUUAAGGACAAAUGGGAAAGUUGUUCCAUGUCUCAAAGGAGCAUGCUUGGCAGAGGUUCUGUGUGGCAAGGGAUGUCAUCAUAUCCCAUGCCACAGCAUGCAUCGCAAAGACCACAUCUGGAUGCUGAAGCUCCACCUUGACUGGAGAAGACAAGGCAUGACUACCAGAGCUACUGGGAGGCGGGUCUCUACCCCAUCCCAGUAUCUUUUCGGCCCCUCUUCAUGUUAUUAUCACCCUCCCCAUGAAGGCUUGCAAAGCACCAAUGGAAAUUCCAAGUCUCUGUCAUCAAACCCAUCUUGUAAAUCGCAAACACAUUAACCUUCCAUCAUUCAGAAAAGAAAAUGAUGCUGUGUGUUUGCUUAACAACCUCCCUCAUAUAAGGGAGGAGAAGACCCUGCUCAACACUGCUGCCAACCCUCCAAUGCCACUCCAAAGGAGGACUCAUUCAUUUGCUUCAUAGUGGCAAAUACGUCUCUAUCCUGUAAACUCAACUAGAUAUUUUGUAGUAAGGAAUUCUUGAAAUUCUCUAAUAAAAGGCAAUUCUUACUGUAACAUUUUUAGUUUGGGGACACAAUUUCCUAAUGGGGGUUAAGGCACAUUUUUACUCAUUAGCUGGAUUUAUGGAUUCUAUGUUUAUUAUAUGGUAGUAUUAUGAAAAGUACCUUUCUAUCUGUACCUCUGCAGUUUCUCCAUCACUCACAGGCCUCCAUUACUGCUUCUGUACAAAGUCACCAUUCUCCUUUCCUGUCAAAGCACACCCUAUGUGUACUGUAAACAGAGAUUGCUUCAGUAAGAUUUAGUCUUAAGGAUUUUUUUCCACUUUUGUCAGUAACAGAUAUUUAUGGAUCAAAAAAAGUAAAAUAAAAUAAAGCUGUUUCAACAUAA